Molecule: messenger RNA, 1497 nt
Organism: Closterium sp. Naga37s-1
Lineage: Eukaryota; Viridiplantae; Streptophyta; Zygnematophyceae; Desmidiales; Closteriaceae
Source: the annotation of a GenBank genome assembly
AUGGCCAGUCUGCUGGAGCGGACGGAGAUCGGCGCGCUUGUAUCGGAAAAGAGGGAGAUUAUAUCGGUGCCCGACACCGCCACUGUACUGGACGCUCUCGAGCUGAUGAACGCGAACGGCAUAGUGGCGCUGCCAGUGGCGGCACCGCCGGGGAAGUGGCUGGGGGCGGGCGGGGCGAACAUCGUGGACGGGGAGAAGCAGUACAUUGUGAGCUUAUGGCAUCUGGUAGACGACAUGGAGCCGAUAAGCAAGGUCACUCACAGGCUGCUCGUGCGCUGCCCCACUCUCUCCCCUUUGCCCACUCUCUUCCUCUCGCCCACUCUCUUCCUCUCGCCCACUCUCUUCCUCUCGCCCACUCUCUUCCUCUCGCCCACUCUCUUCCUCUCGCCCACUCUCUUCCUCUCGCCCACUCUCUUCCUCUCGCCCACUCUCUUCCUCUCGCCCACUCUCUUCCUCUCGCCCACUCUUUCCCGCUUCGUCCCACUCUUCCUCCCCCCUCCUCCUCUUCCCUCCCCUCUCAGUCUGGUAGACGCCAUGGAGCCGCUAAGCAAGGGCAUUCACCGCCUGCUCGUGCGCUGCCCCAUCGCCCCUGCUGCUGCCCCCCUUCCCUCCGCUGCCGUUCCUACUGCCAUGACCUUCGGCCACGCCACCCCUGGGGCAGCAGAGACAGAGGAAACACCGGCAGAAGGAGCAGGAGGGGAAGCAGGAAAAGCGGAAGCAGCAGAUGCUGCUAGGCCGGCAACAGGAGCAGAAUCAGAAUCUUCAUCAGCACCCGCGGCUCUCAAGCACUCUUACCAUUUCGUCUCUCAGACUGACGUGGCUGCCUUCCUGUUGCUCCACGUGGACGCCCUGGGUGACGUGGCACAGCGCACUGUGGAGCAGCUAGGCCUCGCGGACCCGCUCUUCCCGCCCCUCGCUAUAGUGUCGGGCAUUACAGUCACUGCCGCGCUCAGGCUCAUGCAGCGCGCGGGUGGCGUGAGAGCGGUGGCGGUGGUGGCGGGGAGUGCGGAGGAGGAGGAGCGGAUGGAGGAGGGCGAGGGUUCGGGAGCUGCUGCUGGUGCUGCAGGUGCUGGUGGUGCUGAUGUGACAGGAGGUGGAGGGGGAGGAGGGGGAGGUGGGGGAGGGAGGGGGAGGUGGGGGAGGAGGGGGAGGUGGGGGAGGGAGAGGGGUGAGGCGGGGUGGGUGAGGGGGGGGGCGGCUGCUGGGGACUCUGUCAGUGUCGGAUUUGCUUUGCGGGGCAUGGACGCCGAAACACUACCACAGCUGACAUCCAUGAAGGUGCGGGACUUUCUCGCGCACAUGGCAUCACCCUCCCCCGGGGGUCGCCGGCCAUCCAUCACGUGCCGCAUGGCUGCCCCACUGGCGGAGGUGAUGGCGCUGGCAGCCACCAACCGCGUGCACCGCGUGUGGGUGACGGGCGAGGAGGACGAGCUGCUAGGGGUGGUCUCCCUCACGGAUGUCAUUGCUGCUUGCAGACGGGCGGGUGGGCAGCGGUAG